UUGGGACAGAGACACUACGCAGAAACAUCGCUGUCUAAAUUUCUCAGAAUUUUUUUUUAUUUAAUUUGAUUUGUUUUCUUUGAAUUAUUUCUUGAAUUGCUUGACCCAUUUUCGGGGCUCCGACCCAAAAGGGUAGUUUAAUUUAAUCGAGUGGAUUUUUUGUUUGUUCCUUUGGUUCUCAAUUCUUUUUUUUGAUUUUUUUUCCCACUCGCCGGAGCAAAAAUGCUCUCUGGGUUUUCACAGGAACCGGCCGGAAUGUACUCCGCCAUUCCGGCGCUGCCGAUGGACGGCGGCGGGGGUAAGUUUCAGGGUUCUUUAGAUGGAACGAAUCUUCCCGGUGAUGCUUGUUUAGUUCUCACGUCGGAUCCGAAGCCGCGCCUCCGCUGGACGGCGGAGCUUCAUGAACGAUUCGUUGACGCCGUCACUCAGCUCGGCGGCCCAGACAAAGCAACUCCAAAAACAAUUAUGAGAACAAUGGGAGUAAAAGGUCUCACCCUUUAUCACUUAAAAUCACACCUACAGAAAUAUCGGCUCGGGAAACAAUCGUUCAAGGAAUCAACUGAGAACUCUAAGGAUGAGAGUCAAGAAACAAGUUCCUCGUCGUCACCGUCGUCGAGAAUAAUGGCACAGGAUCUGAAUGAUGGUUUCCAGGUUACGGAGGCUUUACGAGUGCAAAUGGAGGUUCAAAGAAGGCUGCACGAGCAGCUGGAGGUGCAGCGACAUCUUCAACUUCGCAUUGAAGCACAAGGCAAAUACUUGCAGUCGAUACUCGAACGGGCUUGUCAAGCGUUGAGUGAUCAGGCUGCAGCAUCUGCAGGACUCGAAGCUGCCAGAGAAGAGCUCUCUGAACUUGCAAUCAAAGUCUCCAAUGAUUCAAAAGAGAUGGCACCAUUGGAGACUCAGAAAGUGCUUCCCUUUUCAGAACUUGCUGCUGCUUUAGAAAAUCGAAAGGCUCCUACCGUUAUGCCACGAAUAGGCGAUUGCUCCAUGGAUAGCUGCCUGACAUCAGCUGGUAGCCCGGUUUCCCCAAUCGGAGUAGGAUCAACUGCCACCGCAAUGAAGAGACCAAGACCGGUCUUCAGUCAUGGAGAUUCAAUGGCUCUCGAGGGCAAUGCCCGGCAUGACGUCGAAUGGAUGAUGAGUAAUAUUGGAUGAAACUUAGGACUUUCCCUGUCUAAAAGUUCAGCCUUUUCUUCUAAUCUACGUCCUCUAGCUCAUCCAAAUGUGUUCACAUCUUUAAUGAAGUAUUAUACAAUCUGUUUUCUGGUUUGUAUAUUCUUUAUAAUCAGACUCUUUUUGCUGCUUGUAGUUUCUCUGAUCUUCAUUAUAGAGUGAUCUUCUUUUGCUUUUGGAAA
Messenger RNA from Cucumis melo (muskmelon), 1355 nucleotides. Its product is annotated as protein PHR1-LIKE 3. The coding region runs from base 223 to 1155 and encodes 310 amino acids. Gene Ontology annotation, molecular function: DNA binding; DNA-binding transcription factor activity. Lineage: Eukaryota; Viridiplantae; Streptophyta; Magnoliopsida; Cucurbitales; Cucurbitaceae. The record is from RefSeq and is a predicted model, not a curated record. The transcript has 6 exons.